AUGGCUGCACCACUAUCCACCCGUCAGCCAAAGACAUCCCCUGACGAGCCUCCAGCCAGAGCCGAAGCCGAAGCUGAAGCUGAAGCUGAAGCUGAUGUCGACUUUGAGCCAUUCGCACCACUCGCCAGAUCCUCCACCCUUCCCAUCAACAUUCGCGCUGUCGCUUCCGUACCCUCCUUCAGCUCGAGGACGCGGACCCAUCGCCAGGAACGGUCCCACCUAGCCCCCGAAGAUGCCUUCUUCACGGGGCCCUCACCACCUCGCCGCAACCUGCACAGCGGCGUCUUCCCGCCCUUUGAGGGUGCCCAUGCUUCUCGGCCCGGCAGCGGCAGCGGCAGCCGCAGUCGGAGCCGCCACCACCAUCGCAGCAGCAAGCACCGCACCUGGAAGAAGCUCCUCUGGGUGAAGCAAUCCUACCCCGACAACUACACCGAUCAGGUCACCUUCCUGGAGAACCUCAAGCGAAACCCCCGCUUGCAGCCCUACGACUUUUGGCCCCUCGUCGCCGAUUCCACCGUCAUCCUUCAGCACGUGUGUUCCGUCAUCAUCUUCGUCGUCUGCUUCAGCGGCAUCCUCCAGAAGCGCGUCUCGCCCAUGGCUGUCGUGUCCUGGAGCAGCCUCGCCUCCUUCGUCGGCUGGCGCCUGUGGGAGCAGUGGGACGCCGACGAGAACGAUGCCGCCAUUGACCCGACCCCCGGCUCUUCCACCGGCCUGGCUGCCAGCCGCCCUGGUGCCAUCGGUCGCCGUGGUGGGAGCAUGCGUCAUCGGCCCGCCUUGCCGCCACCGCCCCCAUCACUGCCGCCUUCGACGCGGCCCUCGUCCGCCAUCCCUUCGGCCACCAGUUCCGUGACCAACCUGUCUGCCCAGAGUCAUCCGCGCAAUUCCUACUCCGCCUCGGCCACCUCCCUCCACUCGGCCACCUCGACGUCAGUCCCUUCAUCCUACAAGCCGAUGCAGGAGCACACAUCGACCGUGUCAUCCACGCUCCUCGGCCUUUCUCCCAUCCUCAUGUCCCUAACCCUCUCCACAACCUCCGACUCAAUCUACGCCAUGUCCUUCUGGCUCCUCGCCGUCAACAUCUUCUCCUUUGACUACUCGACCGCGCCCACGGCCUCGUCCCCACGCACCCCGGCCUCCCUCUCCACAAACGCCGCCCUCAUGGCCUCCACCGUCCUCGCCUCCCGCCUCCCCUCCACCGGCCAGGUCUUCUCCCUGACCCUCUUCUCCAUCGAGGUCUUUGGCCUCUUCCCCGUCUUCCGCCGCAGCGCCCGCCACCGCUCCCCGGCCUACCACUACGCCCUGUCCGCCCUCCUCGUGCUGGGCGCCGGCGCCGGCGUCGCCAUCGUCAUUGGCGAGCCCGCGCCCUCCUUCCCCUGGCAGCGCGCCGUCGCCGGCAUGGUCGUCAGCGUCUUGAUCUCCGCCCUCGUCAUGGGCGGCUGCAGCUGGUGGCUCAUUGGGCUGCAAAAGUACAAGAAUGAAAUCUACGGGCCCUGGGAUCCCGCGAGGCCCGUCAUCAUGAGUAGGCGGCAGUGGGACUAG
Molecule: messenger RNA, 1539 nt
Organism: Verticillium dahliae VdLs.17
Lineage: Eukaryota; Fungi; Ascomycota; Sordariomycetes; Glomerellales; Plectosphaerellaceae
Product: phosphatidylinositol:UDP-GlcNAc transferase PIG-C
Exons: 2
Coding region: 1-1539 (512 amino acids)
Biological process (GO): GPI anchor biosynthetic process
Cellular component (GO): glycosylphosphatidylinositol-N-acetylglucosaminyltransferase (GPI-GnT) complex; membrane
Source: RefSeq, a predicted model, not a curated record